CGGGGUUGGUGGCCGCGGCGGCUGCGGGGCGACGCGCGGGCCGGACCCUCUGAGGCGGCAGCGCAGGGAGCGGGGCUGCGGGGUCGCGGCUGCGGCGAGAGGGCGGCGGUAGCGCGCGGCGCCCCUAACCUCCAGGCGCGGAAGCGCGCCUGCACCCGCCCGCCGGGCCGGCUGGCCUCGAUGUCCGGCGCCGAGGAGGCCGGCGGGGGCGGCCCGGCCGCGGGGCCCGCAGGCUCUGUGCCGGCCGGGGCUGGGGCCGGGGUCGGUGUCGGGGCCGGGCCCGGGGCGGCCGCGGGGCCGGCGGCGGCGCUGGGCGAGGCGGCGGGGCCCGGGAUUCCGGACGAGGCGGGCCUGGCGGGCGCCCGGCAGCUGCAGGAGGCGGCCGGCGACCCCGACGCGCCGCCCAAGAAGCGGCUGCGGGCGGCCGAGGCGGCCGAGGCGGCGGCGGCGGCGGCGGCGGCGGGCAGCGGGAAGCUGGAGGAGCGGCUCUACUCGGUGCUGUGCUGCACCGUCUGCCUGGACCUGCCCAAGGCCUCCGUGUACCAGUGUACUAACGGUCACUUGAUGUGCGCUGGCUGUUUUAUCCACCUACUAGCAGAUGCCCGGCUGAAGGAGGAGCAGGCUACGUGCCCCAACUGUCGCUGUGAGAUCAGUAAGAGCCUCUGCUGCCGCAACCUGGCUGUGGAGAAAGCCGUGAGCGAGCUGCCCUCCGAGUGUGGCUUCUGCCUGCGCCAGUUUCCCCGCUCCCUCCUGGAGAGGCAUCAGAAAGAAGAGUGCCAGGACAGGGUGACCCAGUGCAAGUACAAGCGCAUCGGCUGCCCCUGGCAUGGCCCCUUCCACGAGCUGACGGUGCAUGAGGCCGCAUGUGCCCACCCAACCAAGACAGGCAACGAGCUGAUGGAGAUCCUGGACGAGAUGGACCAGAGCCAUCGCAGGGAGAUGCAGCUCUACAACAGCGUCUUCAGCCUGCUCAGCUUCGAGAAGAUCGGCUACACAGAGGUCCAGUUCCGGCCGUACCGCACCGAUGACUUCAUCACGCGCCUGUACUACGAGACGCCGCGGUUCACGGUGCUGAACCAGACAUGGGUCCUGAAGGCGCGCGUGAACGACUCGGAGCGCAACCCCAACCUGUCCUGCAAGCGCACACUCUCCUUCCAGCUCCUCCUCAAGAGCAAGGUCACGGCACCCUUGGAGUGCUCCUUCCUGCUGCUCAAGGGCCCUUACGACGACGUGAAGAUCAGCCCCGUCAUCUAUCACUUCGUCUUCACCAACGAGAGCAACGAGACGGACUAUGUGCCGCUGCCCAUCGUCGACUCCGUGGAGUGCAACAAGCUGCUGGCCGCCAAGAAUAUCAACCUGCGGCUCUUCCUGUUCCAGAUACAGAAGUAGGCGGCGUGCCGUGCUGCCCACACCCACCCGGCAAUGGCUUCACUGUGCUCUCUGACCAUUUUAGUGAAGGAGGAAGGAACAGAAGUGAACGUUGGGAAAGUCUGCAUGUGUGUGCGAUGGUGUGAGCACUCUGCCUCGCCCUCCGCCCGGCCCUCUGCCCCGCCUCCCCUCUCCUGGCACCAAGACUGGGCCACUUGCAGAGGAGACGGCGGCUCAGGGAGCCCCAGCGCAGCGAGGUGCACUGCCCGCUCUGGGCCGGGCUCAGGCGAGCUGACUUCAGACGGCAUAUUUGAUUGCAAUUAAAAAGGCACCUUGUUUGCUA
Molecule: messenger RNA, 1711 nt
Organism: Diceros bicornis minor
Lineage: Eukaryota; Metazoa; Chordata; Mammalia; Perissodactyla; Rhinocerotidae
Gene: ZFTRAF1
Product: zinc finger TRAF-type containing 1
Exons: 4
Coding region: 181-1389 (402 amino acids)
Cellular component (GO): nucleus
Molecular function (GO): zinc ion binding
Source: RefSeq, a predicted model, not a curated record